Messenger RNA from Darwinula stevensoni, 549 nucleotides. The record is from the annotation of a GenBank genome assembly. Lineage: Eukaryota; Metazoa; Arthropoda; Ostracoda; Podocopida; Darwinulidae.
AUGGCGAGGGGACAUGGUCCCAAGACAAAGGGAGAGGUCGAGGUGAGCCGAUCAGCUUCGUCUCGUAACUCGGAAUCACCCUUCGGAUACGAAGACGUUUCCUCCAGGGUUGGGAGAGCACUUCGACUGGCUGAAUCUCGAGGAUGGUCUGAGAGUGGCUCGAGAGGAAAAGAAGCCUCUCAUGGUCAUCAUCCACAAGUCUUGACUAUCUACGAAGCGGCUCCGAAUUUCGUCAUGGUGAAUAUCGAGGACGAUGACGAUCCUCAUCAUCCUGCCUUAGAGCCUGAUGGUGCCUAUUACCCUCGAAUUCUAUUCUUCGGUAUGCUCGGAUGUGUCCUCGCGUCUUCCAUCAAUGAUGGGAACCGACCUCGAAACCAGCCAACCUAUUACGCAGAUCGUUUUAAACCAGUGGAUAUCCCGAACCCGGGGAGGGCGGCGCACAAGUAUUACUUCCCGACAGUGGAUGUUCUCAUCCCGGCCAUGUACGAGGCCCAUCGAAGGGUCCUAGAGGCCAGAGAGAGCAGGGCCUACGAGCACGAUGAGGUGUGA